This is a messenger RNA of Punica granatum (pomegranate), 1491 nucleotides long. Lineage: Eukaryota; Viridiplantae; Streptophyta; Magnoliopsida; Myrtales; Lythraceae. The record is from RefSeq and is a predicted model, not a curated record.
CUUCCUCCUCUUCCCCCAAUAUACUCUCCUUGAAUAUCUCUCUCCUCUCUCCCUCUCUCUCUCUCUCUCUACAUAUUUCUUCUCCAACAUUAUUCCAUUUUAUAGCUUCUACAUACAUAAACUGAAGAGUGUAGCGUAAGUAGAACAUGACAAUGAGCAACGGCAGCAUCGUCAGCGUUGGUGUUAACAAUAACAGCAGCAACAACAACAAUCCACUGUUGGCCGGGAUCGACACGACGCUCACGAAGGUGUUCGUUGGUGGUCUCGCGUGGGAGACGCCGAAGGAGGCCAUGAGAGAGCACUUCGAGAAGUAUGGCGAGAUCUUGGAGGCCGUCAUCAUCUCCGACAAGCUCACCGGCCGCUCCAAGGGCUACGGCUUCGUGACUUUUAAGGAUCCGGAAGCGGCGAAGAAGGCUUGCGAGGACGCCACACCUAUCAUCAAUGGCCGCCGCGCCAACUGCAACCUGGCCUCUCUUGGGGCCCGUCGCCCCAAGUCAUCUUCCACCUCUCCUCAGCCUGGAUCUACCGUCGGACCUAGGUUAAUGGCAUCAACACCAGCAGCAGCAGCAAACAAUCAGGUGCGGUGGUACUACUCGGCCGGGACCCCGCCGAUGCCUUACCACCAUCAGCACCAUCAGGCCGUCCCUUUCUAUGGGUACUCGCCCACCUACAUUACUCCUGAUAUGGGCUACAACCAUAAGCUGAGCUACACCGGCGAGGCGUACAUGAACGGCCACUACUCGCACCAUCACCAGGUCUACCCGGGGCAGGCUAUGGUGACGGGGGCGAAUGCGCUGAUGCCUAUGUACCCGCUCUAUCACUACCAUCAGUCCCACCACACCGUGGGCCUCCCCGCUGCACAUGUCUUCCAGCCGACCACCUCCGGCCCCAUUGCCACUGUGCCCGCUGCCCUCAUGUCCAAGCCUGCUUCUCUCGCUCCUAACUCAGUUUGCUUGGCUGUGGAAUAGGUACAGUUGGGGCAGUUCAUCAUCAUCAGGGCUUUAACAAGGCUAGCUGAAUGCACUUAAAAAAAAAAAAAGAAGCUAUCAUGGAAAAAAAUAAAAAUAAAAAUGAGGAUCUUCUUCUUCUUCUUCUCAGCAAAGUUGGGCCCCAAAUAACAAGACAGAGGUAGGGUGGUGGCUGCUCAGAACAACCUUAUUUUUAAUUCUGAUCAGUGGUGGCACUGCUUCUUCCUCCCCAUAUUCUUUUUCUUUAUUUAAUUUUCGAUUUUUUUUUUGUUAAUUCUCAAUUUAUUUGUUGUUAGGGACUGAUUCUUGAUCUGAUCAUGAGAUUCUUUAAUUCUCUUUCAUCCUGCUGUCAUCAUCAUCAUCCCUCUAACAUGGCACACCUCAACCUAUGAGCUGUGACCCCUUUCUUUAUUUAUUAGAAACAGAAGAAGCUGUAAGGAUUAUGUUGUAUUAUCUUAAUGUUAAUGGAAGGGCAUGUCCGGUAGUAUAUGCCCAUAUCUAAUGGGCAUGGCUUCUUCAUAUC